CUGAGGAGGAGACACGGACUCAGAGGGAGAGGGAAGCUGGUGUUGCGUGGUUAUCCUCGUGUUAGUUGUCUGAUCUGAAAGCCUGAUCCAGAAUCCAGGGGUAGAGGGGGGGGCAGGGAGACAGAGGCAUGCCCAGCACGAGUGCUGCUAGGUGGGGGAGAGUUUAGACGUGACGGGGUCUCACAGAGCAUGGAACCCUGAGCUCCACAGAGAAACUUCUGCACUUCACUUUCACUUUCUGUCUCACUCCGGACGCCAAUGGACAGGGUGGGUCAGCACCUCUUUUUCUCUGGUCUGUUUAUGUCCUUUAUGGUUGACUAUUUUGAUCUGAGAGUAACAUGGGAAGUUGUGUGGGCAUAUGUGCGUGCUUGCGUGUGUGUACUGUGCAUGUGUGCUAGCAUUUGAUUUCAGCUCAUCCUGGUGAUAUCAUUGUUAUAGCCUGUCUCUGGUGGGACACACUUCCGUGGAUGUGGGAUAUCUCAUUGUCUGAUAUUUUCAUUAGCCUCCUGUGUCUUGUUUUAGGCCUGGACAAUAUCUUGCUCCCAUAGCCUCAGGACGGUGCUUUUCUCAUAUCCUAUCCUCUGAAAUCUUUCAAGUGCCAGUCUUUUGUUUAAAUGGACAAUAAUACAAUGGAUUGUUUUAAUUAUAGGGCAGUUUUGUUUCUAGGAUCCUACACUAUUUUCUCCUGUUUAAAAAAAAAAAUGAUUCUGAUAUUCUAUCAUUUAGAGAUAUGAUCUGUGUGAUGGUGGUGCACUGGGAACUAGUAGCCUAUUCAACAGAUUCUAUCAACUCUUUAUGUUGCUGUUUGAUUAUGCAAAUAGUUGAACAAUGAGUAGCCUAAAGCAUAAAUAUUCCUAAUUUCCCGCUCAGUCUCUGUGGCUUUUUUGGCCAUACUCCAUGUUCUGGUUAUACACUCUUAGAAAAAAGGGUUCCAAAAGGGUUCUUUGGCUGUCCCCAUAGGAUAACCCUUUUUGGUUCCAGGUAGAAAAGGUUCUACAUGGAACCCAAAAGGGUUCCUUCUAUACCUGGAACCAAAAAGGGUUCUUUAAAGGGUUCUCUUAUGGGGACAGCCAAAUAACAGUUUUGCAUUCUAGAUAGCACCUUUUUUUCUAAGAGUGUAGUCCAAGCAAGCAAGAUAGGAACUAGGUUUAAGUUCUGUUCAGUUUGGACAGGGUUAACUCAGUUGUUUACAGCUGGCUCAGUGAAGUGUCGUUGCCACUGAUGAGUUCUGUCAGUGAGAGAGACAGUUCAACGUCUGCUCUACUACUGUCAGUUUUUGUGAGGUAACCGUUCUGUAAAAAUGUUAAUAUGAGUGAAAUCCAGGAGUGGCCGUUGCUAAGAUUCCAGCAGCAGUAGCAUCUUAGUUACAGAGCAAUAUCACACCAGUGAGAGAAAAACACAUUACACAAAUAGGGCUAGCAAGAAUUUCCCAGCCAGUUUACACAGGAAGACUACUGCUGCCCAGAGCAAAGGGAGAAGACUAAGAAAAAACGAGGCAAAAGGGUUUCAAAGUCAUCCGGUCCUGGGUCAGAUGUGUGGCUCGUGAUAACAUUUUAAAAUAGGAUCUCAUCGUGAAGCAUUGUGGGGCUUUUGUUUCUUAUUUACAUGGAAUCUGUAUCCUGUGUCCAAAUUAACAGUCUGUUUCAUUAUGAUAAUCCAUUCAGAUGUCUGCUAUUUUUAGCCUUAGAAGAAAACGAGGAGGCGGGCCCUGUUCCCCUCUUAAAGGGAUACUUCCCCAGUCAGAUGAACUCGUAGAUACCAUUUUUAUGUCUCUGCGUGCAGUUUGAAGGAAGUUGCUAACUAGCGUUAUCGCAAUUGCUAACUAGUGUUAACGCAAUGACUGGAAGUCUAUGGUAAUUGCUAGCAUGCUAGUAGAUGCCAUAGACGUCCAGUUAUUGGUCCCGGGGAUCGAACCCACUACCUUGGCGUUACAAGCGCCGUGCUCUACCAGCUGAGCUACAGAGGACCACAGUUAUUGUGCUAACGACAGUUAGCACUGGCUCGCGAAACUACCUCUAACUUCCUUCAUACUGGAUGCAGAGACACUAGUUCAUCUGACUCUGGGGAAGUAGAUAAAGUCCCGAAGUAUCCCUUUAAAACAAAGCCUGUUUGAAAUGUAAACCAUCAGUAUCCAAGCUGAAACAAUUAAGCCCCCAGAGGCCUUUCAUCUGGUCUUAUUUGCAUUUUAAUCAAAGACAAAGUCUGGGUAUUUAAUUAAUCAUAUUUUUCAGGUAUACCUUUAGAUUCAGGUGUCAAAUAGAAAUAGGCCAUGGGUGUGUGUGUGUGUGCACGUGCGUGUGUGUGUGUGUGCACGAGUCUGCGAGUGUGUGCAUGAGCAUGCAUGCGUGUGUGUGUCAGUGCUUUUGUGUGUGUUUGCGCCUGUGUUGCGUUGGCCCUGAAUGUGUGUGUUGCGUUGGCCCUGAAUGUGUGUGUUGCGUUGGCCCUGAGUAAUAAAACCUUUCUGUAGUGGUGGUUAAUCAGCCCAAUGAGCCUUCAGAGAGACAAGGACCUCUCGUCUCUUUCCAGCCCAGUUCAUCACUAAACACCCCUUGUUGUUUUGAUGCUCCCUACUAAUUGAUGCAGUUACGUAACCCAUCGCCUGCUUUGACCAGAGACCAGGACUGGAGGGCCAGCUGACGAAUGUCACCAUAAUUAAUGGAAAUGGCCAAUUUCUCUAGUGUGAAGCUUUUUUAUAUUCAUAGAGACAUUGUGCUUUGUAUUGUCUAGCCAGAAAUCUAAAGGGGGCCAACCCUUGUCGCUGUUGUCCUGUCACGAUCGUUUACGGAUGAGACGGACCAAGGCGCAGCGUGAUAAGCAUACAUGUUUAUUUAAACAUAAACACCACGACAAAACAACAAACGAAACGUGAAGUCCAAGGUAGACAAAUAACACACACCACUGGCCUUGUGCGGGAAGCAGGAAUGGGUCGGGCCGUACUGGGAACACGCACCACUGGCUUAGUGCGGGGAUCAGGAACGGGCCGGACCGGACUGGCGACACACACCACUUGCUUGGUGCGAGGAGCGGGACUGGGUUCCCUUAUAAACCUCCGCUCCUUCUGCUGCCUAACCAGCUCCUCUCGCCGUGCCUCUACACUCUCCUUCUCCCUUAUCGCCUCCUGUAGCUCCUCCCUCUGACCAAUUAACUCCUGCUCCCUCUGGACCAAUAGCCCCCGUAACCUGGUGGCCUCCUCUCCUAGUCUGCAGAUUCGCCCUGUCGCUGCCUCCUGCUGCCUCGUCGUCCACUCCGUGUGCCCCCCCCCAAAAUUUUCUUGGGGUUGCCUCUCGGGUGUCCGUCGUCGGCACGGUUGGCGCCGUUUCUCCUCUCCUGCCUGGGCAUUUACCUUCGCCCAUGGCCCUUUCCCCGCGAAUAUCUCCUCCCAUGACCACCAUUUGCCCACCUGAGACAUCGCUAUUUUCUCUUCCUGGGCACGCUGCUUGGUCCUCAUUAGGUGGGAUCUUCUGUCACGAUCGUUUACAGAUGAGACAGACCAAGGCGCAGCGUGAUAAGCAUACAUGUUUAUUUAAACUUAAACACCACGACAAAACAACAAACGAAACGUGAAGUCCAAGGUAGACAAAUAACAUACCUCACACGGAACAAGAUCCCACAACUAACAGGUGCCAAAAGGCUGCCUAAGUAUGGUCCCCAAUCAGAGACAACGAACUACAGCUGCCUCUGAUUGGGAACCACCCUGGCCAACAUAGAUCUACACGAUCUAGAAACUCAAACAUAGAAAACUAAACAUAGAAACUACACACCCUGGCUCAACAUUUAAGAGUCCCCAGAGCCAGGGCGUGACAUGUCCCUAGUUUCCCAGCACGUUUGUGAUGGCUGUGACAAUGUCAGCUCUAAUGAGCCCACUGCCUUGUCACUGUCCCAUGUCCCCAGUCUCUCUGUCCCCCUACUGAACAGAGCCUUAGCCAGCAUAGCACAUAGUUAUCAUAGGGUUCCACAGGAAGCAGCAUUUCCAACUCUAGGUUUACUAAGUAGUUAUAAUUGGAGUUGUUUGCACUGUAUGUGAAGCAGUCUAUUACUUUGUCUCAUAGCAUCUUUUAUGAUGGUCUAGACUUACUUUUCCAGGACCCAUGUAAAAGGUUUUUCAAAAGUUGAUUUCAAUGGAUGCUUUUGUUGCUGAAGGUCCUUCACUGAGUAGCUUACUCUCCUAUGUCCCAUUUCCUCUGGUGUAUUGCUAGGAUACAAAGAUCCAUUAUUCUGUGACCUUUAUUAUGACAUAAAUGUAGCCUAGCCAACCAUACCUCACCUGUCCUGUUUCUAUGAGAGUUGCAUAUUCUGCCUGCCAAUUUAGUCUCAAAGAUACCGAUGGAAAAAAGCAUGACAUUUUACUGUGGCUAAAUGAUUUGCCAGGUCGGGUCAUGACGCUUAUGUGUGUGUGUUGUUUACAAAGCCAUCUGGGGUUCCAUUUUGAGAUUCACAUUGAAUGUGCUCCCGAGUGGCGCAGCGGUCUAAGGCACUGCAUCUCAGUGCUAGAGGCAUCACUACAGACCCUGGUUCGAUUCCAGGCUGUAUCACAAUCCGGCCGUGAUUGUGUGUCCCAUAGGGCGGCGCACAAUUGGCCCAGCGUAGUCCGGGUUAGGGGAGGGUUUGGCCGGGGUAGAACGUCAUUAUAAAUAAGAAUGUGUUCUUAACUGACUUGCCUAGUUAAAUAAAGGUAAAAAAAUAAAAAUAAAUAAUACUUACACUAGUUUAUCGAUGUAUAAAAUAAUGCGCAUUUACAGAGUAUAUGAAGAAGAAAAAUACAGGAACUGAGACACACACACACACACACACACAGGGAAGUGCCAGAGAUAAAUAGUUUAAAAAAGGUUAAAUAAAACAAAGAAUGGCCAUCAUGUUCUGUCCUCUCCCCCAACAACAGUGGGAGUGGUGAAAAGACAACAACAAAGAAUGUGGAGUCUAUCAAGGACACUCUGACACGGUUACCAUAGGAACAUGCUCUUGUUUGACACCCCUCAAACGAAGCUGGCAAGCCACCAUAAUAAGUAUUUUCCUCAUUUGUUUUGUCUUAUUGCUCAAGAUAACUCUGAGAGAGAGCACCGUUUUCCAAAACAACAACACCGCUUUCGAUCAAAUUGUCCCAAGUGUCUGAUAAGGACAGAGUCGUUACUGAUUGUCUGGUACUCAGCAUUUUGAGUGAUCUGGAAAAGGCUGUCUGUAUAAGGUUGAAUGUAGAUAAGUGUCUGGGGGGAUCCCAGAGUCAGAUGAACUCGUGGAUACCAUUUUUAUUUCUCUGCAUGCAGUAGGAAGGAAGUUAGCAGUAGUUUCACGAGCCAAUGCUAACUAGUGUUGGCGCAAUGACUGGAAGUACACAGUCUACAGGUACGGUGGUAUUACAUAGCAGCCAGACCGCUAGCCAGGCCAGCUCUUUAUGAUUAAAGAGUGUUUUAAUGAGGGAAAGGGAUGGCGUCCUCAUGGACUGUGGGGAAGAGAGGCCAGAUAUACCUGGACAAAUACAGGAGGAUCACUAGAGCCUUAUCACCAGCUGUCAGUCCAGCUGUCAGUCCGGGGCAGGGAGGGACGGAUGGACAAUAUUUGCAUGGUAUAACGCCAUACUCCCGUCACUGACUCUCACUGUCGUUGUUCCCCUCCCGUCCAAAGAGGGCGCUGUUGGAGCAGAAGCAGCGGCGGAAGCGGCAGGAGCCUCUGAUGGUGCAGCCCAACCCAGAGGCCCGGCCCAGGCGCUCAAGGCCCCGGCGCAGUGAUGAGCAGGCCCCGCUAGUGGAGUCACGCCUCAGCAUCACCAGCGAUGUCAUCAUGGACGGUGAGCCUUGGUUCUUGGGGUUAGCUACUGAACUAGCUAGCAUGAUUAAGGGCAAGAGUUUUUCCUGUUCAGGAAGUCCCUGAAUUUUUCCGGGGUCAGAUCACACGAUCGGGAAAAAGGAAGCAGUGCUGAGUGAUUGAACCCAAGUCCACAGUCAGAGAUAGACAGUUGUUGGUGUUGGCUAUGAAGAAGAAUACUUUAAUGAUCCAUUUUCUUUCCAGUCCAGAGUGAGGGCAGUACGUCAGGUGAGGAUAGUGAGAGGGAGUGGUGGCAGAAGGUGGGGCCAGGCCCCAUGUUGCCCAGGAAAGCAGGGAGAGGGCCAGUCAUGGAGCUCACUCUGGAGGAGCAGAGUGGCCUUCCAGAUCGAGGUAGAAUAGACCAGUCAGGAAAUACAAGGCUAUAGAAAAAGUGCUUAUAUAGAAUAGGAUUAUAAACAUUGGUGCAUCCCACUUCUGACACCAAUCGCCUGUACAUUGGCAUGCUGCAUAUGUUAGUCUCUCACAUACUGGGAUACAAUGUUAGAAAAUGUUCCUACAAACAGUCAGGAAACGAAUACGUUGAGGUGUGUGUGUGCGUGCGUGCACGUGCGUGUCUAAUUUAAACGCCUCCCUCAGUCAAGGUAGUGGAGGAGACACCCAGGAAGCUGUUCUCUCUGAUGCCCAGAUGGGCCUUCAGAUGGGGAGGAGAGAGUCACAUUCAGAGAGGCAGAGCAGCAUUCAGACUCCCAGGCAAGAAAAGGGCAAGCUGAAGCCACCUGCUCAGUGCAGCAUAUCACUCCAUAGCACAAGGCUAACUAUAAAGAGGAGCUCUGACAUGAACAUAGAGGAGAGGUACUACAGAGAAACACAGCUGCAAGCAGACGGCUAAGUAAUAAGGCAUAAGUAAUCAAAUCACCUCAGGGAAGCACAGAUAGAAGCACAGGAAUACAGGACAGCUCUUGGAGAAGUAGACAGCUGGGUGCUCAAACACACAGACAAGCAGGACAAAGUCAUUAACAUAAUUCAAGACAUUAAAACAAAGUUUAUGAAUGCGCCCCACCCUGCAGGUAUCGACGGCCCUGCUGCCUUCAUGGGCUCUGAGGCCCCAGACCUGGGUAACAAGAUCCAGAUUCUGUCGGUGAGCCAGUCCCAGCCCCUGUCUCUGUCCCAGCCGCUGCCCCAGUCUCCCCCUGCCGAGGAGCCAGACCGGGACGGGGACACAGAGACUCUGCUGGAGCCCAAGACGGAUAUCCACGAGCUGCUGCAGAAACGAGGUGAGCCUUGAGAAAGGGUUCAGACAGGGAGUCAGGACAGCCAGUUAGGACAGAAGUUAGGAGUGCUAAAGUGGAGUGUUAAAGAGUUCUGUCAAUAGGUAAGGCUGGGGGGUUUCCUGAACACCUUACCUGACCAGGAAAUACUCUGGGGCCUAGUUAUGGUCAGACCAUGUGACCAGGAAAUACUCUGGGGCUUAGUUAUGGUCAGAACAUGUGACCAGGAAAUAGUCCUAACCCUAUGGCCUACACAGCACAGACAAUGUCUCAUACGCAGUAGUGCUAUAGACAUGCGUCAUCUACCCUGAUAAAUCCUCUGGGUCGCCUCAGCACACGAAUACCAAGCAGCUUCAGAGAUCACAUCCCGUCUGCUGAUCUGGCGGGCCUCACGGCUACACAGACAGGGCACUCAAUAUAAGUGUCACUUUCACACCUCUGGGCUGGUAGAGGCACUUUGUAGUCUAGUGAGAGGACAGGCUGAACUGAUAGAGAGAGAGAGAAAUGCAGGAUAGAGUGAGAGGCAGGGGUGAGAAGAAAAAGAAAGCAAAGGAGGACAGGUGAGAAAUUGGAGCGUGGGAGCAUAUCUGGUCAACAUCCUUGUUCAGGGACAGUCUCAGUGAGAAAUUGGAGCGUGGGAGCAUAUCUGGUCAACAUCCUUGUUCAGGGACAGUCUCAGUGAGAAAUUGGAGCGUGGGAGCAUAUCUGGUCAACAUCCUUGUUCAGGGACAGUCUCAGUGAGAAAUUGGAGCGUGGGAGCAUAUCUGGUCAACAUCCUUGUUCAGGGACAGUCUCAGUGAGAAAUUGGAGCGUGGGAGCAUAUCUGGUCAACAUCCUUGUUCAGGGACAGUCUCAGUGAGAAAUUGGAGCGUGGGAGCAUAUCUGGUCAACAUCCUUGUUCAGGGACAGUCUCAGUGAGAAAUUGGAGCGUGGGAGCAUAUCUGGUCAACAUCCUUGUUCAGGGACAGUCUCAGUGAGAAAUUGGAGCGUGGGAGCAUAUCUGGUCAACAUCCUUGUUCAGGGACAGUCUUAGUGAGAAAUUGGAGCGUGGGAGCAUAUCUGGUCAACAUCCUUGUUCAGGGACAUGUCAGUGAGAAAUUGGAGCGUGGGAGCAUAUCUGGUCAACAUCCUUGUUCAGGGACAGUCUCAGUGAGAAAUUGGAGCGUGGGAGCAUAUCUGGUCAACAUCCUUGUUCAGGGACAGUCUCAGUGAGAAAUUGGAGCGUGGGAGCAUAUCUGGUCAACAUCCUUGUUCAGGGACAGUCUCAGUGAGAAAUUGGAGCGUGGGAGCAUAUCUGGUCAACAUCCUUGUUCAGGGACAGUCUCAGUGAGAAAUUGGAGCGUGGGAGCAUAUCUGGUCAACAUCCUUGUUCAGGGACAGUCUCAGUGAGAAAUUGGAGCGUGGGAGCAUAUCUGGUCAACAUCCUUGUUCAGGGACAGUCUCAGUGAGAAAUUGGAGCGUGGGAGCAUAUCUGGUCAACAUCCUUGUUCAGGGACAGUCUUAGUGAGAAAUUGGAGCGUGGGAGCAUAUCUGGUCAACAUCCUUGUUCAGGGACAGUCUUAGUGAGAAAUUGGAGCGUGGGAGCAUAUCUGGUCAACAUCCUUGUUCAGGGACAGUCUUAGUGAGAAAUUGGAGCGUGGGAGCAUAUCUGGUCAACAUCCUUGUUCAGGGACAGUCUCAGUGAGAAAUUGAUCAUUUUAUCAUGUGUAAGAGGUAAGAGCAGCAUCCACCUAACACAUUACCUAUUUAUGCCACCUCACCUCCUUCUGGCUGGUCCACAACCUGUUGCUGCUGUCCUUUCGGUUGUCCUCGUUAAAAGCCAUUGCGCAGUGCUAAAACCUUUUCCCUGCUCUGGAUACUACUUCCUCCCAGGGCUGUGGGGCUGCAGUGUGCAGUUAUAGAGCCGGCCGGCGGAGGGCGAGAUUGAUGGUGACGCAGUGAGAAAUGGAUCAUUUUAUCACGUGUAAGAGGCAAGAGUAGCAUCCACCUACCACAGUACCCCUAUAUGCCACCUCACCUCCUUCUGGCUGGUCCACGAUGAGUGUUGAAGUCUCUUUCAUUUCCUGAGACUAAUUCAAUAUCAUUUUGUACUGUUACUGUGCUAAAUGACAAGCUAAAUAAAGAUAGCCAGGUCUAUAUCCGGGAGGGAGAUGUAUUACCUAGUUAAACCUGAGACACAGAUUAAGGGCAGUAUAUUACUGCAUUAGCCUCCGUUUUUUAAGGAUCUUCUCCUGGAAAGCAACAAGAGGGCAGGUGACACUCCCCUCUCUAUAAUGCAAACCUUCAUCAUGAAUGAAUGUCUGGUCUGCUUAGUGCUACUGAGAUACAGCCUGUCCUCCGGUGCCUUAGAUAGAAUCUAUCUGCCUGGCUGCAUUUUUGAUUUCCCAGUGGAAACGAAUUGAAAUGGAAACGGCAAAGGAUUAAUAAUAGCCUUCUGCCUCCAUUUCGAUUUGACUUGGGGACGCUAUUCAAUCAAAACUGGUUAGUGAGUUUCCAGGGUAAAGUUCUUUAUGUGCUGUGAGACUGAGAGAAAGUGAUUGUUUGAAAUUAUCCCAUUUACAACAUGAGCAUUGAGCUCUAUCUUUUUUUUAAUAAAAGUUGUAUUAUCAGCACGCUUUGACAUUUUCAUUUGGCUGAUUAGUAAAAGCAGUGAGUCUGCAAAACUUUGUGUGUUGUUUUAAUUGAUGCCUUGGAGUCACUAUUAGAGUGUAGCUGACAUUUACGAUCUGUAUUUCAUGUUUGGCAGUACCCUGACAUUUAGACACAUCUCCGGGGCUAGAUGGAGUGAACACCACUGUGUACAUAUUGUUUCUAGCCACGUUGGCCAAUACAUAUGCGUUUAUCCGCAGAGGCGUGGGACAUCUCACUCAGCCCCUCCCCCUCUCUGACUGACCCCACCCGCGGCAGGGUGGUCCAGUUGAUAGGUGCAGUGGAGGAGGGGCUGGAGGAGGGCCCGGAGGAGGGGCCAGAGCGCCCACUGUCUGCCAGAGAGAAACUACUCCAGUCAGGUAGUAGAGAGCAGCCUGCCGUUCCCAUGGUUACGGGGCCGGAGUGAAGGUUGCUGGGUUUCUGUCUCUCUCUCCUUUCCUCUCUCUCUCUGCAGCACUAACUAUAUGGAGCACAGGUGAAACUGAGGUAGGAUACAACAACAGUGAAUGACAUAGUUACUGAUAAUAACCUAGUCAUUGGGUGUAAAGUGCUAGAUAUCAUAUUCUGGCUUCAAGAUACGCUGAGUAAGUGACUUUAAUGCACAUUACAAGAAAAACUGGCAUCAUAACAUUUAGUAUUUCAUGUAUCAUCAACGAUGGAACACUUUGAGAGCGGAAAUUUUUCCCCUGCUCACUUUGAAUUCUACUUUCGCACCUAAAAGAUGCUUUCUCAUUAAAAUAUUCCACAGCGCCAGCCAGCACCAGCCAGAGUCACAGCUGGUCAAUCCAAUUAGCAGCAUUACUGACACCUGUCCAGAGCAGCUCCCACAGAGGCCUGUCUGAUCACACCGUGCUGGUUCUGUCUGGCUGGCAGCUCUCAGUACGAUUUCUGCUUCAUCUCUCUAAUUUCCCUCGUUCCUAACUAACCCCUUUACAUUGGACUAUCAGGGCCGGUUUCGCGGACACCGAAUACUCCCGGACUGAAAAGCUAAACGUGCUUUUAGUACAAGGCUUAAUCUGGUUCCAGGAAACCAGCUCUCAGUGAUGGAUAAAACACAUUGAAGAUGGAGAAUCUAUUGUCUUGUAUUUUACAGUAUUCUUUCCAAUGUGGAAAUAUACAGGGCUCAGUAGUCGACUAACAGUGGUGUCUGGGCAUAAUGAAAGCUGCUGGGAUGGCUAGAGGUUCAUAACAGGUCUCUUCUAUCGUAACCUGGUUACUGGGUAGUCUCAUCUGUUCUAUACAGAAAAGUUAUUCCUCAAUGGGUCUCAACAGUUAAUCAGCACUAUUUCGCUUCUGCUUUCCUUCCUAUCCUCUGCCAGCUGUUUUGAGGUCAGGCUGUCUCCUCAAAGAUAUUUUGGACUACUAAAUAUUUUAGAGAGCAGUUUCAGCUGCAUACUGGUAAUAUAUGUCCUUUUCCGAUUGCAGAAAUAUUGCAUCAUUCAUAUUUUCAACUGGGGUAGUAUGAUGACUUAGUUGGAACAAAUCAAAGGCUAUGUGAUCAAAAAAUAAAUCUGAAUAUAUUUGAAGAAAUAUGUUGCCCAUAUCCAUUACAUGCAAGCUAAUCACUUUGGGUCCCAGGAGAAAAAAUCUCUCCUUGAGUCAUGGCAAUAAGAACCUAUGGGAUUACUGAGGAGAUAUGGAGGUGUUUUCAGCUUGGCUGGGCAUCUGAGAUGAUCUCUCCUGUCUGCAUAGAACCCUGGGUCCUCUGAUCUCAACCAAUGGCGUGUAAGAUGUAGGCCACAUCUCCCAUAGCGCAUUCUUUCUCCCUUGACCAGGUCUGUCAGGCAGUAUGAACUACGAAGAGGCCAGUGAGGAAGAUGGUGAUGAAGACCGGACCCGCUCGCUGUCCCCCAACACAGAGUCAACCCGGCCUGCGUCUGCCUCCAGCACCAAGUCCAACACAGUGAGUCCAACCAUAUCAUAUCAUUAGACGCACUUACAUAGCUAUGUGUCUAUGGCUUGUGAGUAAGACUUCUAAUGUAUUCAUUACACAUGACAAAUAAAGUUGUCACUUGAAGACGCAUAGAAAUGCAUGAAGACACUGAAACAACAAGAUGGCAGAUGAAUGUUGUCCCCCGUACUCCUGGACCGUAUCUCCUUUAUAACAGUGAUUGGCCGGUAUGUUUUGUGAUGUAGCAGUGUGUGUCUUUUUCCGCCUCUCAGGAGUACGUGACACCGGGGUCGCCCACGGCGGAGAGCGCCCUGAUCGAAGUGGACAACCUGGAGCAGUUUGUGGUGCGUCCCGCCCCCCGCGGCGUCACCGUCAAGUGCCGCAUAUCCCGGGACAAGAAGGGAAUGGACCGCGGCCUGUACCCCACCUACUUUAUGCACCUGGAGAGAGAGGACGGCAGGAAGGUACGUAUGACCUCACAUCCUGUCAUGGUGGAUUAACAUGGAGACGACACCUAGAUAGAUUUACAGUCAAGAUAGGUUUCUUUUACCAUCUUAUUCCACGGGCCUGUUUAAUUUUAUUUUCCUUAAUAGCUACAUUUGAAAUGGUAUGAGAAUAUCAAGGAAAAGUAACGCCUUUUUUGAUGGUGAUUAAAAUGAUGGUUUGUGAGUUUCCCUCUCACCCUGAGUUUACUCUCUGUUUCACCCAGCUGUUUCUGCUGGCUGGGAGGAAGAGGAAAAAGAGCAAGACGUCCAACUACCUGAUCUCAGUGGACGCCACGGACCUGUCACGCGAGGGAGAGAGCUUCAUGGGGAAACUGAGGUAGGACGGUCAAACUAAACCAACUUGAAACAAGAACCCACAAAACCAAAGGAAAAACCGACAGUUUAAAUAUGGCUCCCAAUCAGAGACAACCAGCAAACAGCUGACACUCGUUGCCUCUGAUUGGGAGUCACUCAGGCCAACAUAGAAAUAGGGAACAUAGAUCUACACACCCUGGCUCAACAUAACAGUGUCCCCAGAGCCAGGGCGUGACAGUACCCCCCCCCUAAAGGCGCGGACUCCGACCGAGCCAACUACAUACCACAGGGGAGGGACCGGGUGGGCACUCCGCCUUGGCGGCGGAUCCGGCUCUGGGCCCGAUCCCCACUUCCUCUCCAACCCCCCAAAGUACCCCUGGUCCGGUCUGGCCCCGCUGGCCGGAGCCGGACUGACGACACGCACCCCUGGCUUGGUGCGUGGAACAGGAACGGACCGGACCGGGCUGACGAUGCGCACCCCUGGCUUGGUGCGUGGAGUAGCAACUGGCCGGACCGGGCUGACGAUACACACCCCUGGCUUGGUGCGUGGAGCAGGAAUGGACCGGACCGGGCUGACGAUACACACCCCUGGCUUGGUGCGUGGAACAGGAACGGACCGGACCGGGCUGACGAUGCGCACCCCUGGCUUGGUGCGUGGAGUAGCAACUGGUCGGACCGGGCUGACGAUACGCACCCCUGGCUUGGUGCGUGGAGCAGGAAUGGGCCGGACUGGGCUGGCGACGCGCACCACAGACUUGAUGCGUAGAGCAGGAACGGGCCGGACCGGGCUGGCGACGCGCACCACAGACUUGGUGCGGGGAGCAGGAACAGGCUGGACCGGGCUGGCGACGCGCACCACAGACUUGGUGCGGAGAGCAGGAACGGGCCGGACAGGGCUGACGAAACGCACCACAGAUUUGGUGCGGGGAGCAGGAACAGGCCGGACCGGGCUGGCGACGCGCACCACAGGUUUGGUGCAUGGAGCAGGAACAGGCCGGGCCGGGCUGGCGACGCGCACCAUUGGCUUGGUGCGGGGAGCAGGAACGGGCCGGACAGGGCUGACGAAACGCACCCCAGAUUUGGUGCGGGGAGCAGGAACGGGCCGGACCGGGCUGGCGACGCGCACCAUAGGUUUGGUGCGGGGAGCAGGAACAGGCCGGGCCGGGCUGACGACACGCACCACAGGCUCGAUGCGAGGAACAGGAACAGGCCGGACCGUACUGGGGACACACACCACUGGCCCUACGCAGGGAUCAGGAACGGGCCGGACCGGACUGGUAACACACCCCAGUACCUCUCGCCGUGCCUCCACACUUUCCCUCUCCUCUGUGACCAGUGGCCCCCUUAACCUGGCGGCCUCCUCUGCACACCCGCUGGACCGCUCCAUCGCGGCAUCCUGCUGCCCCGUCGUCCACGUCGUGAGCCCCCCCCUAAAAAUUUUCUGGGGUUCUCUCCUCCCCGUGGACCAGGCCUCCCUAGUUCUCGCCAGACUCUCACCCCACUGCUUCAAAGUCCAACCUCUCUGCUCUUCACUUGGCUUGGCCCAGUCGAGACUCUUAAUCCAUUGUUCCCAAGUCCACUCUCUCCGCUCUUCACUCGGCUUGACCCAGUCGAGGCUGCCACGGAGAUCUGCUAGGGAUUUCCCUGGUGAUGGCUCCUCGACUCGCUGCUUGGUCCAGUUUUGGUGGGUUCUUCUGUUACGAUCGUCAGGAACAGAUGAGGACCAAGGCGCAGCGUUGCAGGCAAACAUACUCUUUAUUGAGCGUAAACACGAUCAAAACAACAAAGACGGUAACGUGACAGUUCACGGUCAAACUAAACCAACUUGAAACAAGAACCCACAAAACCAAAGGAAAAACCGACAGUUUAAAUAUGGCUCCCAAUCAGAGACAACCAGCAAACAGCUGACACUCGUUGCCUCUGAUUGGGAGUCACUCAGGCCAACAUAGAAAUAGGGAACAUAGAUCUACACACCCUGGCUCAACAUAACAGUGUCCCCAGAGCCAGGGCGUGACAACCAUAUCUCACUCUGUCACAACUCUGCUAAAUAUAAUUCUAAGUCCUUGCUGAUAAACAAUUUCCAUAUUGUUUUGAGCCCUCGGCUGCAUCUGAUAACCCUAUUGGGUGUGAAGUGGGAUUGUGAGUGCUGGAGGGACACUGUAGACUCUAAUGUGAUUGGUCUGGUCAUCCUGCAGGUCCAACCUGAUGGGGACCAAGUUCACGGUGUAUGACCACGGCACCAACCCCUGUAAGAACCCUGGAGCUCUGCUGGAGGAGAGCAACACACGACAGGAACUCGCAGCCAUCUGCUAUGUGAGUGUACACACACACACACACACACACACACACACACACACACACACACACACACACACACACACACACACACACACACACUAAUAUAAUUGAACCCUGUCAGGUUGUGUGACAUUCUGAUCUCCUGUGUUCUCUCUACAGGAGACCAACGUUCUGGGGUUCAAAGGUCCCCGCAAGAUGACCGUCAUCAUCCCAGGCAUGAACAUUAACUUUGAGAGGGUCCCCUGUCCGCCCAAACAGCGUACGUAUCAGUCCCAGGGGACUGAACAAUUCUAUGCACUUCUCCUAACACUUGUAGUCACUGUUCUUGUUAUGCACAGGAAGGGAGAGGGGCGUGUCAGAGGGCAUGAUUGAUUUAAGACUCUGGCAUUCUUACAACUUGAAAUAGCAAAAUAAUAAUGAAUAAUGGAGUGAGCAUUGAAGUCAACAAUGUAAUGGAAACUGAGGCUAACCCACUAAGGGCUGUGAGAUGUGUGGUCACUGGUCAGUGACGUCAGAUCAGAUGGUUUGGAUGUCUGGGUCAUAUUCAUUAGGGCACGCAAUGGAAAACCUUUUUUAAAACGCUUUGCAACGGGAAACUAAAUUGAGCGUUCUUAUUGGACAAGUCAAGGUUGUCCCUCCCUGUUUCAGUCCUAUUUCUUCCGUUUGGUGCCUAAUGAAUACGACCCUGUUGGCUGUGUGUGUUUCCAGGAGCAGGAGAGCCUUCUAAGUAAGUGGCAGAACCACUCACUGGAGAACCUGAUCGAGCUGCACAACAAGGCCCCCGUGUGGAAUGACGACACCCAGUCCUACGUGCUCAAUUUCCACGGCCGCGUGACACAGGCCUCCGUCAAGAACUUUCAGAUCGUCCACGACAACGACCGUGAGUCGAUCCGUCAGUGCUUCUCUCGACUCUUUCUUUCCUCUUUCUCUUUUUCACACUCUCUCUAUUUCUCCUCUCUCCCUCCCUCUCUCUCUCGCUCCUUGGGUAGAAUGGAAUAAUGAUUUCACAUUAUUGAAUCAUCUCUUCUCUCUUCCCUCAGCGGACUACAUCGUGAUGCAGUUUGGCAGAGUGGCCGAGGACGUAUUCACCUUAGACUACAACUACCCCAUGUGUGCCCUGCAAGCCUUCGCUAUUGGCCUGUCCAGUUUCGACAGCAAACUGGCCUGCGAG
Coregonus sp. 'balchen' is the source of this 15837-nucleotide messenger RNA. NCBI's taxonomy places the organism in Eukaryota, Metazoa, Chordata, Actinopteri, Salmoniformes, Salmonidae. The record is from the annotation of a GenBank genome assembly.